Molecule: messenger RNA, 768 nt
Organism: Aegilops tauschii subsp. strangulata
Lineage: Eukaryota; Viridiplantae; Streptophyta; Magnoliopsida; Poales; Poaceae
Source: RefSeq, a predicted model, not a curated record
AUGCCCUCGCGCCAUGCCUCCCUCUCUCCCUUCCCUCAUUGCAACUCCGCGCCGCCGCCCCGCCCCGACCGCCCCCUCGCCGCGCAGCCCCAGGCCGCGUCACCGCUCCGGCUGCCCCGCCCCGCCGCGUUGGGCCGCUCCGCCCCGCAGCGCCGCUCCAGCAGCCCCAGUCCGCCUCGCCGCCCCAGACGCCCCGUCCCGUCCGUGCCGGCCCGGGCCUCUUCGCUGCCCCGACCACCCCGACAGGCCGCGCCGACCCCUCCCCCGGCCGCCCCGCCCCUCCGCGCCGGCCCGCCCCGCCCCACCGCCCCGGCUGCUCCAAGAUAUUGGGUAGAGGAAUGGUUUCAGUAUCACUUUGUUACUCCUGAGAAUGCAAAGAAGAAUGCUGUGAGGCCACCAUGGGCCGAUAUUGUGUACAUGAAGCUCCACCCCAAGACAAAAGCUGAAGCCAUUGCAAAGGGUUUCUAUCCUUGCAUGUUUGCGAGGGCUUCCGUAGUCCAGAUUAAGAACGACCUAGGGAUUGACUUCAACCCUGGUACGGCUGCUCCAAAGCCAGAUGGUAGUCAUGAAGUUGAACAGAAUCUCAUUGGUCCUUUCAAUAGCUUUGAUGGGCUUCUCCCCCAUAUCGCUGCACAAAGGGCCACAGUUGAAGAAGCUGCGGGUGAAGAGGAACGUGAGGAUGUUCCAGAGCCCCCGAAGCCAAAGAAAAAGUCUAAGGCUUCAAAAUCUAUUGUUGUUCCAAAGGCUUCAAGCAUGAAGCCAUUGUAA